Molecule: messenger RNA, 930 nt
Organism: Tripterygium wilfordii
Lineage: Eukaryota; Viridiplantae; Streptophyta; Magnoliopsida; Celastrales; Celastraceae
Exons: 3
Coding region: 59-577 (172 amino acids)
Source: RefSeq, a predicted model, not a curated record
AAUUAAAUUAAUUUCUAAAAUUUAUAUUGUGAAAGAGAGGGAAAAGGACAUUCUUGAGAUGAUAUUGGAAAUGGCUUUUCAUGGAUUGAGUGGAUGGUCGUGUCUUGGAUGUUUGCUGCCUGAAUCACCUGCCUAUGUAUUUCAUGGAGAACAUCUUUCUCCUAGCUGUAUUGGACUUCAAAAUCAUAUUCCCAAUAAUUUACAUCUACAACAUUUGAGGCAAAAAUACCGGGAUGCGAGACAUAAAAGAAUUUCGAUAUUGCAUCAGAAUAGGUUGCGAUUAUUGGCUUCAGUAUCUCAUACUGCUCUAUCUAAUAGUUCUGUAGAAGAAGGUCAACAUGUACAACAUGUAAGGUUACAAUAUAGAAAUUCGCGAUUUCAAAGACUUUCAAUGUUGUGCCAGACGAGGCCGCAAUUAUUGGCUUCAAAUUCUGUCCUUGGGUAUCCUGCAUCGGGUGCUGGUGUGCCAGUGUCAAUUACUCUGAUUUUUGGGCUUCAUGGUUGUACUUACAGUUUUGUACCAAGUUCUUCGAUUCUUAUCAGACCUAACACCAUAUUUGUGCAGUCAAUAAAGUAAUUUGCUUUGCCACUUUGUGAAGUUUAAUUAUACACAGUUUGUUAAACGUGCUUUGGUAACCUCAUAUCUGCUUUUAUUAAGUUGAAGAGUUAAGUGAAAUAAGGCCUGGGUUAACAUUGUAUGGAUUGUAUAUAUCUCCACCUCUUGAUGCUGUAUCUACUUGGUCCAAAACUAUAAAUGCCUCUGUUCCCGCAGUUUCUCACAAGGCAAGUUUGAUUUAUGAGAAUAAUAUCAUUGUCUUCCGAGUUUUUCCUUGAGCUUAGAUUUGAUUUAGUCGAUGAAUUUGAGUUCAUGAUUUUCUCUAUUCAGGAGUUAAUAUAUUUUCUUAAUUAGGAAUCUCUAGCAAAUAUCAA